Anopheles cruzii is the source of this 1014-nucleotide messenger RNA. RefSeq lists its product as uncharacterized. The record is from RefSeq and is a predicted model, not a curated record. The transcript is spliced from 9 exons. NCBI's taxonomy places the organism in Eukaryota, Metazoa, Arthropoda, Insecta, Diptera, Culicidae. The coding region runs from base 1 to 1014 and encodes 337 amino acids.
AUGGCCAUCCUGCACUCGUGCUGCUUGUGGCGCAGCGUCCGGAAAGGGAGCUUCGCCAGUGUCAUCUACACCCUGAUCUACUUCAGCAUAUCGUGCAUCACAAUGUCACUGUUUUUGCACGAAGAACGCCGCUAUCUCCGGGGCGAGGUCGACAAGCCGAUCGGCGAGAGCUUCCUCGAGCGGGACACAAUCUCGGCAGUCACGGUCAAGUUUAACGUGCUGCUGCUCAUCUUCGCCUCGCUCGGUGUCCUGUCGUCGGUGCUCGUGCUAAUCGGAUUAAAAAUGAACAAUCGGGCGCUGCUGCUGCCGUGGAUCUUGGUGAUGAUAGCGGACCUGCUGGUGGAGUGCGCCCAUUUUAUGUAUCUCAUCGUCAUAGAAACGCUUAAAUUUGAGCCACUAACAGCCAUGCUGUUUACCAUCGAUUUCUUCAUCAUGUGUCUUAACAUCUACUGUCUGCUGUGCGUGAUAUCGCAGUACCAGGAGUACAAGGCGGGCCGUGGCCAGGGUGACGACGAUUCGUACACGUGCCCCACCAACAUCCAGUACAGCCCGCCGGCCCCGUCCUGUCUGCCGCAGACGAAGUCCGCCCUCAGCCCCGUGAUCUGCCCGCACACCAACUGCACCCUGAUCCCGGAGGAGACGCAGAUCAAUGGAGCGUUCGUGGGAACAUCGCCGCCCCAGCUAAGGCCACCGCCCGUGUUGACGGUGUUGCGUUCUGGGCCCCGGGGCUCACUGUUGCUGAAGAAACACGUCAAAUUUUGCGCUUCCGACAAGCCGAAGGGUUGUUGUGCCGGCACCGGGGGCAUUAUCCACCCGUCGGAAGCGAUCGGCAAGGAGACGGCCAAACCGAACGGCCUCAGGAUGGGCGUGAUCGAGACGCUGCCAGAGUACAGCGAGGAUAAGCUGUCCUGGCACGAGCCUAAGCUGCCGCAGACGACAGCCAAUCACGUGUAUCCGCCCGGCAAGGGCACGAGCCACGGCGCCCCGGCGGCCGGACAUCAGGCCGACCAUUAG